Molecule: messenger RNA, 1875 nt
Organism: Dovyalis caffra
Lineage: Eukaryota; Viridiplantae; Streptophyta; Magnoliopsida; Malpighiales; Salicaceae
Source: the annotation of a GenBank genome assembly
AUGCAAAGAGCUAUGGCAGCUGCAAGCACUUCAAGAAUACUUCUAAACCUCUCUCUGUCUUCCUCAAGCAAACUCUAUCAUCCAUUUCUCAAACUCCCCAAAAAACCCACUAGGGUUUUACUAGGGUUUAACUUUAGACCCUUAUGUACUGUAUCAUCAUCAACAGCAACAGCAACUGAACCAGAUCAACUAAAACACUCAAUCCUACUAGAGAGACUGAGACAUAGACAUCUUAAAGACUCUAAAAAAACCCCACUUACCGAAACUCAAACACAAACCCCACUAGAACCAGUUGUUGCUAUUGAGAAUGAAGAAGAAGAUGGGUUUAAGAAGUCUAAGAAAGGGAAAAAGAUUGCGGGUAGUUUUGAGGAGUUGGGGUUGAGUGAGGAGGUUAUGGAGGCUGUUAAAGAGAUGGGGAUUGAGGUUCCUACUGAGAUUCAAUGUAUUGGGAUUCCUGCUGUUUUGGAUGGUAAAAAAGUUGUCUUGGGUUCUCAUACUGGGUCUGGCAAGACUUUGGCUUAUAUGUUGCCUCUUGUUCAGUUGCUGAGGCGGGAUGAGGCAUUGUUGGGUAGGCUAAUGAAGCCCAGGCGACCUCGAGCUGUUGUUCUUUGUCCCACAAGAGAGCUAUCUGAGCAGGUUUUCCGUGUUGCAAAAUCUAUUGGCCAUCAUGCUCGUUUCAGGUCUACUAUGGUCAGUGGUGGUGGCCGGUUGAGACCCCAGGAGGAUUCAUUAAAUAAUCCAAUUGACAUGGUAGUGGGAACCCCUGGCAGGGUUCUUCAACAUAUUCAGGAUGGGAACAUGGUUUAUGGUGACAUAAAAUACUUGGUUUUGGACGAGGCAGACACCAUGUUUGAUCGGGGCUUUGGUCCUGAAAUUCGCAAGUUUUUAGGCCCAUUGAAAAAUCGUACAUCAAAAGCUGAUGGUCAAGGGUUUCAAACUAUUUUAGUUACUGCAACAAUGACAAAGGCAGUUCAAAAGCUGAUUGAUGAGGAGUUUCAAGGAAUAGUACAUUUGCGCACAUCAACACUCCACAAAAAGAUAGCAUCUGCUCGCCAUGAUUUCAUAAAACUUUCAGGUUCUGAAAACAAGAUGGAAGCAUUGUUGCAGGUUCUUGAGCCAAGUUUGGCGAAGGGAAACAGAAUAAUGGUGUUCUGCAACACUUUGAAUUCGAGCCGUGCUGUAGAUCACUUUCUUGCCGAAAAUCAGAUCUCCACUGUCAAUUACCAUGGGGAGGUGCCAGCAGAACAGAGGGUUGAGAAUCUCACUAAGUUUAAGAGUGACGAUGGAGAUUGUCCCACAUUGGUCUGCACAGACUUGGCUGCUAGAGGGCUUGAUUUGGAUGUGGACCAUGUUAUCAUGUUUGAUUUCCCCAUGAACUCUAUCGAUUACCUUCAUCGCACAGGAAGAACUGCUCGUAUGGGUGCAAAAGGGAAAGUGACAAGCUUGGUGGCUAAAAAGGAUCAACUGUUAGCUGCUCGAAUUGAUGAGGCAAUAAGGAAAAAUGAGAGCUUGGAAUCCCUCACAACAGAUAAUGUUAGAAGGGACAUUGCCAGGGCUCGAAUAACUGAACAGCAGGGUAAGAGUGCAAAAUUCGUUAAAGCAUCCAUUCAGAAAAGCAAUAGUAAAGCAGCAGCUGCGAAAUCCCCUAGUGUGCAGGCCAAGGCUGCAUCUUCGGUGACAAAAUCCGGAAAAGCAUCCACUCCAGCAAAAUCUUUCAAGGCUGUCAAGGCUGCAAAGAGAGUCAAAUCCUACAGUGCAAGCAACUCUAGAAAAACAUCUCCAGGUGUGAAGAAGCAAGCGGGAAAGCUAAGAGUUGUGGCUUUUAGGGGUCGGUCUUCUUCAUCUAACAAGAAAGAAUCAUUGAGGCCCAGUUGA